AUGCAGACGGAAGACACAUCCUUCAGCGAUGCUAGCCACGCUACUGAGGUUCUGGAAUACGACGCUGUGGGCAGCGAUGCAGAUUUACAACGGUCAAGUUUAUCUGAUGUAGAUAUGCCCAGUGCUCGAGGCUCGGUAGAAGAAGAUUUGGACAUCGGUGAUCACUCUGCGGUCGACUUCGUCAGCAACGCGACUGAAACUGUGAUCGCAGUCGCCGAUCCUAUUGGAAACGAUGUUGGAGACAAAGAAGAAGACCUAGACUCAUCUCUCGACUACGGCAGAGACAUUGAUGAAGGAGCCUUCACGUCUGCAGAUAUCAGUAAUUUGGCUUAG
This is a messenger RNA of Phytophthora nicotianae INRA-310, 333 nucleotides long. RefSeq lists its product as hypothetical. The transcript has a single exon. The record is from RefSeq and is a predicted model, not a curated record. The coding region runs from base 1 to 333 and encodes 110 amino acids. Lineage: Eukaryota; Oomycota; Peronosporomycetes; Peronosporales; Peronosporaceae.